This is a messenger RNA of Solanum tuberosum (potato), 1690 nucleotides long. Its product is annotated as zinc finger CCCH domain-containing protein 14. The record is from RefSeq and is a predicted model, not a curated record. The transcript is spliced from 3 exons. NCBI's taxonomy places the organism in Eukaryota, Viridiplantae, Streptophyta, Magnoliopsida, Solanales, Solanaceae. Bases 158 to 1183 code for a protein of 341 amino acids. Gene Ontology annotation, molecular function: mRNA binding; metal ion binding.
UGUAUCCCCAAAGCACGAGUUAUACUUUGUCUCAACAACUCGACGAAGGCCUUAAUUGCUUUCUCUGCUUCUUUCAAUCAAAUAUCGGAUCAUCUCUUCCGUCUUAGAAUUCAGAAUUACGCAGCUCCAUCUUACUAGCACGACUAUCUUCAGUAAAAUGCAGAACGAGAAUCCUUCAAGUGAUGGCCUCAACACCAGCAUCGCCGAUGCAGCUACAGUCCCGUCCGGCAACAAAAACUUUACGUUCUCUGAUGCAACUUCACCAGACUUGGCUGACAAUCCAUUUCUCUCACCUACCUCAACUCACCAAUUCGAUUCCUCUGAAUUCAUCCCCAACUUCUACUCAACUUUCUCUCGCAGCUCAAAUUCCCCUUCCCUAACCUCCUUUGACGAUACUGAUGACCUCGUCACCGAUGGCCGCCUCCACCAAGCUAGCUACAUUCUCGAGUACCAGCAACUCUACAAUCGGUACACUCUCUGCCUCGCACAUAUGCAGGAAUCUAUCAAAGAAGUCGAAGCUCUUCACCAGGAGAAUGAAUCUCUCCGGCUAGUUAACACCGAUUUGGAUCGACGCCUGAGCCUCCUCACGCAGGCCACCAUACAAAACUGUCUUCUCUCUGAUUUCAAUCGUUUUGGUAUGGGAGUCAACCGUGAUACUCAAAUCUCUGAUCCCAGACCUCCGAACAUCAGGCAAGGGAGCGUCGUGGAACCUAACCGGCCUGAGCGAAGGAACGCUGAACGAGUUUCGCUGCCGAAGAGCAUUUCUGUGCGCUCGAGCGGUUAUCUCAAGUUGAAAGCACAAGGUGGAAAUAGUGGAGGUCCCAGCCAGGCAAAAGCUCGGCAAAAAUCUACGGCUCCACCCCUAACCGAAUCUCAACAAAGAGUGUACGUUCCUGGAAGUAAGAAGGAAGAGGAGGCAUUAGAGUUUGACGUUUACAACCAAGGGAUGUUAAAGACAGAGCUGUGUAACAAAUGGCAGGAGACUGGGACUUGUCCUUAUGGAGAAAACUGUCAGUUCGCUCACGGUAUCACAGAGUUGCGCCCAGUGAUAAGGCAUCCACGCUACAAGACAGAAGUCUGUAGGAUGGUCCUAGCAGGUGAUAUGUGCCCCUAUGGUCACCGUUGCCACUUCCGUCACUCUCUCACUGAGGAAGAGCGACGAACAGGUCCUGGCCUUUUCUGAUGGUUCCAUAUAUCUUUAAUUGCUUUUUAGUUGUAAAACUACAAUCCUAUGUUCAAUUUCGCAUAUUGGUAAAUCCCCCAAAAGCAAUAAGAUGGACAGAUUUUCACAAGUAUUGCGUGUAUAAAAUACUUUGGACGGACAGGAAAUUAUGUAAUGAGGGUUAUCUUGGAGGUGAAACCUGGCUACCUGCCCAAGUCACAAUGCAGUCGCACUGCAAAAAUAGGAUAAAUGCGAACUAGGUUUCUGGAGUUGGAAGUGGAGACAUAUAUAGGGGAGGUCAUAAUCUUUUGUUGGUUGUUCUACUAUUUGGGGAUGCUGUGGAAAGGAAUUGUAUAAAAUCCUUUUGUAGCUAAUAUUUCAGGUAUUCGUGUGCCAAUUGUGGCAAGGGCAUGGUGCAGGGGAAUUAGGUGUUUAAAAUCUUGUAAUGGUCAUAAACUGUUUAUGGCAGUAGUCUGUCCAAUUGCAACUUGGUUUACGAAGGAGAGACGGUGUUCAAAUAAAAUUGAA